Colletotrichum chrysophilum is the source of this 402-nucleotide messenger RNA. RefSeq lists its product as uncharacterized. The record is from RefSeq and is a predicted model, not a curated record. The coding region runs from base 1 to 402 and encodes 133 amino acids. The transcript has a single exon. NCBI's taxonomy places the organism in Eukaryota, Fungi, Ascomycota, Sordariomycetes, Glomerellales, Glomerellaceae.
AUGGGCCUCAAGCCGCUCAACGAGAAGCUAGAGAAGAUCAACGAGUACGGCAGAGGGGGAAAACAAGAGGAGAACGGUUUCGUGGAGCAGAUCCUCAAGCCAUGUUACGAGCUCCUCGGUCUCAAGUGGCCGGGGACGCUGUUCGUCGCCAUCGAUGAGCUCGGCAAGCUCGAUGAGUCGCUCGUAUGUGCAAUCAUCAAGCUACGGGCGAUCUACGAAAGUGCGCCAGUCAACCAUGUCCAACUCGGCCACGCUACUGAGAAGCUGCAGUAUUCGAAAGCGUCCCUCUACAUUUGGCGGUUCUGUCUACUGCAGGACCGACUCAAGGGAAUUGAUUUCGCCUCCCAGGAGCGGGAGAAGUGGUGGACAAAGGUGUUUGGGAAGCCCUACGCAGACGAAUGA